Messenger RNA from Mugil cephalus (flathead mullet), 1116 nucleotides. It is a transcript of the gene eif4ebp3l, whose product is annotated as eukaryotic translation initiation factor 4E binding protein 3, like. Gene Ontology annotation, cellular component: cytoplasm. The transcript is spliced from 3 exons. Gene Ontology annotation, molecular function: eukaryotic initiation factor 4E binding. Gene Ontology annotation, biological process: negative regulation of translational initiation. Lineage: Eukaryota; Metazoa; Chordata; Actinopteri; Mugiliformes; Mugilidae. Bases 226 to 564 code for a protein of 112 amino acids. The record is from RefSeq and is a predicted model, not a curated record.
ACGAGCCUUCCGUUGCAGCUGUGGCUGCUACAAACACAGCACAUGGUAGCAGGCAGCACUGGGCCUCCAAUUUAGGACCUGUUAGAGCUGUCAGUUCAUAGUUUACACUCAAACAACUUUAACUUUGUUAGUUGUAGAAAUUCUACAAACUUUUACGUCUGCGAGGGAGCAUAUAUAUACAUCGACUUUAAAAACAACUAGUUCAACUUCUGCGCCAAAGCUAGCAUGUCGACUGGCACAAAUCAAGUGAAAAGCUGCCCCAUCCCUACCAGGGUGCUCACCCUGAAGGACUGGUCCCAGCUACCCGACUGUUACAGCCAGACGCCCGGGGGGACCCUCUUCUCCACCACCCCUGGAGGUACCAGAAUCAUCUAUGACAGGAAGUUUCUCUUGGAUUGUAGAAAUUCGCCCAUCGCUCGGACCCCCCCAUGCUGUCUUCCCCAGAUCCCAGGGGUAACGGUACCAGCCACACACCCCAUAGGCAAACUGCAGGAUCUCAAAGAAGAAGUGGAAGAGGAAGAGAAGGACACUGCAGACGACAGCCAGUUUGAGAUGGACAUCUGAGCUCCAGUAUUACCUCCUGUGGAGAGUUAUUGGUUUAAAACACCUCCAUGGUCAUUAAUGACUGUAAUGCAUUACAUAUAAAGCUUUUUUUCACCUUUUUUUUAAGUAAAAGCUUCUGUGAGGUACCAGAGAGAAUAAAAACAUUGAAAACUUUAGGGUGUUUUUCCACCCUAAAAUAAAAAAAUUGUAUUAAUUGUAUUAAAUAAAUGGUUGCUUGCUCACUUCAGAGCUGCAACAGGAUUGAAAAAAUCCAUUUUGAUUUUUUUUUUUUAUUAUUUUGUAAAUAAGAAACAUGUAUCAUGUAGCCUAUUUUUUAAGUUGGGGAAUAUAAGAUGAAUACAGUAACACAUGUAGAGUUUGUUCAAUGCAGGCAUCGAUUUUGUUUAGUUACAUUUCCCCCACCAAAAAAAAGGAAUGCUAACUUCUUUGUAACAGCAAAAUGAGUCUCUCCUUAUGUAAGGGGUCAGGACCGACUGAAUAUCCGCUCUGCUUUGUUUUGUAUGAUGAAAUGUAAAACAAAAAAAUCAAAUAAACGCUUUUCAGAAAAUGUCA